Erythranthe guttata (spotted monkey flower) is the source of this 2455-nucleotide messenger RNA. NCBI's taxonomy places the organism in Eukaryota, Viridiplantae, Streptophyta, Magnoliopsida, Lamiales, Phrymaceae. The record is from RefSeq and is a predicted model, not a curated record.
CCCCUUUCAUUUUUUCAUUUGAUUCGUCAUCCUCAGAAAUCCGAAUACAAAAUUCUCUCCAACCCUAUGCUGAAUUGACGAAGCUUAAACUUAACAAUGUUACGCAGGUCCAUUUUACAACUCGCAUCUCGUAGUACAGUUUCUAGGGUUCCAUUGCAGACGACGACCCAGACACCUUCAUAUCUAUCUUCGAGAAGAGCGUUUUCUUCGCUCCAAAAGAAUGGACCGCCCAAGCCUGAUAUAGGCAGCACUGCCCCUAAAACGCAGAAUCGUUUCCCGAAAGUUCUCGUCGGAGGCUUAAUAUUGACUCCUUUUGUUGUGGCUGCUUACUAUUUCGAAGCUAUUGAAAAGUAUCUUGUCAAAGACCAGCAAAGCAUCAGUGAAUACACCAAGGCUCAGAUUUCUGAUACGAUCACACAGAAGUCUACAGAACAGCAAAAUUCUCACAAUCAAGCUAGUGAAUUAAGUCAACCCAUUGCUGAUAACAGCUCAAAGGAAUCGGAUGUGUCGAGGUUUGAUGCAAAUGAGGUUAAGCAAGAUUUUGAAACGCAUCCAAUUGCCGAUAACAGCUCAAAGGAAUCAGAUGUAUCAAGUUUUGAUGCAAGCCAUGUCAAGCAAGACUCCGAAACACAUCCAGAUCUUAAUGUUUCAGAUGAUUUAAUCAGAACUGAACAAGAUAAAAGUUUCCAGACAAAAGAUACGGCUGUUCAGACACCAGAAAAUGUUGAUCAUGUUCAAGGGAGUGAUAUGGCUAAUGUUUCUCAAAGCAGCGUCUCAUCACAUGAUGUAACUAGUAAACCUGAUGAGGAGCAGAACAAGGUUAUCGAAGUCGCACCAAAUUUCACAUCAGCAGAGAAAGCUCUUGCAGAAGUUGAGAUCAAGUCUCUUCCGACGGAGCAAACCACCACUCAAGACAUGCAAGAGGUUGUUCAGGAUGACGGAACACAAACAUCUAGUUCCCUCCUUGACGAUUACCAUUUAAAAGACAACUCUGAAGAAUCUGCUACAUCUUCAUCCAACAUAGUUAAGGAUAUAAGUCCAGCAGUAGAGGAUGUACAUGAUGGUUACAUAAACAAGGAUGGGAAAUUGGUUCUUGACUUCUUGCAAGCCAUUCAUGCUGCUGAGGAAAGACAAGCAGAGUUGGAUGCUCACUUUUUUGCUGAAGAGAAGAGAGCAAUGAAGGACAAGUAUGAAAAAGAACUCAAGGAUGCAAGGGUCAGGGAACUCAUGUAUGCUGAGAGAGAAGCCAUUCUGGAUAAGGAAUUAUCUAAAGAAAGAGUUAAAUCAGCUGCUACUCUCAAAUCUCUUCAAGAAAAAUUAGAGGAGAAACUCUACACAGAACUCGAGCAGAAGGAAAUGGAAGUGGAACAAAAACUAAAGCAAAUGCGUGAUAUAGCUAAAGCCGAAUUGGCUGCAGCAAUUGCAAGUGAGAAGGCUUCCCAGAUUGAGAAAAUGGCUGAAGCGAAUCUUCAUAUACAUGCUUUGUGCAUGGCAUUUUAUGCACGAUCUGAAGAAGCUCGCCAGAGUCACUCUGUCCACAAGCUUGCCCUGGGAGCAUUAUCAUUGGAAGAUGCACUAUCCAAAGGGCUGCCAAUAAAAAAGGAAAUAGAGGCUCUCCAUGCUCAUCUUGAAGGCAUUGACAACGACUCGUUUAUAGCUCUGGUUCUAUCUUCGCUCCCUGAAGAAACCCAAAAGUAUGGAACAGAUUCUGUAUCCCAAUUGAAUCACAAGUUUGAUACCUUGAAGGGAACACUGAGGCACUUCAGUCUACUUCCACCAGGUGGUGGUGGGAUAUUGUCACAUUCAUUGGCUCACGUUGCUUCUUUGUUAAAGGUCAAGGAGGUGGAUGAAUCAGGUGAUGGAAUCGAGUCUCUGAUAAAUAGAGUCGAGAACUUGUUAGCACAGGGAAAGCUAUGUGAAGCUGCAGAUACACUCGAAAAGGGGGUCAAAGACAGCCAAGCAGCAGAAGUUGUUCAAGAAUGGGUUAAUCGAGCAAGAAACCGAGCUAUCACAGAGCAAGCUUUGACCGUUUUGCAAUCCUACGCCACUCUAUCAGCCUAAUACAAGCGGUGAUUAAAUAUCAACACAUUUGACUCUAAUUUUUGUUAAAAAGAUUUUAUCGGGAUUUUUUUUGGGCAUGAAGAAGAAUCUCACGGUUUCUGAAAGCAACGGCAGCAUUUUUUUCUUUCUCUCUUCUAUGGCUGUCCCGUUGUUUACAGUGAUGCAAAUAAAUUUCGUUUUAUUUUUUCCUUUCAAAAGCCGUUUACAUGGCUGGUUUUAGGACAAAAAAAUGAAACAACUGACUGUUAAGUUCAGUUUGGUUCUGAUUUUCAUAAUCCCCAUGAGGAGAAACACUUGAUUUUGAUAUUUGAUAUAUGACGAAAUGCCUAUGAUGGUAGAUACAGUAGAACAUCGAUAAAUUAAUAAUUUUGUUUAAAUAAUAAUAUCUUCUGGU